GUGUUGGCGAUUCUAGCUCUGCGCUCUGCUGCUGCUGCUGCUGUCUGACACAGAGAGUUUUGCCUGUGGCGCGCGGAGGUGCGACUGCGAGCCCGAUCGAGCCACACACACACGCGCACCCAUACACAGAGCAGCAGCACACAUACACAGAGAGAAAAAGCUGUGCGACUUGCCAGAGAGUUGCGAGUUGCGACUGAGACUCGCGUGAAUGUGUGCGAGUGUAUAUUCGCCAUUUUAGUCGAGCAUAAUUCGUCGUUAUAAAACGCGCUCCGUAUCUACUGCGUCGCUCGGCUAUACAAUACCUACACGAAUUCGCGUCGAUCGUCUUCUAACGGGGCCAGCUUCAGCCGCUCUCCGUCCUUUUUUUGUGUUCUGCAGUACAGCCAGUGCUAAUAACAGACAAUCUUUGGUGCGCGACCGAGCGACUGCUGUCCCCUGCGAAACAUUGCCCUGUGCGCUGGCUGCAUACGUCCGAUUAUUCCAUUAUUAUUCGAUAUCUCAACUUGUCCCGCGACUCUCCCUGUCAAGUGUCAAGUUUGUGUAGGUGUGUAGGUGUGUGUGUCUGUGUGCGGUGGCAAGUGCUGCGACGACGACGAAGCUUCGAGUGUUGUGAUUAACACACACACCCACACACCCACGAUACAUCAUUCGGACUGCAGCUGGCAUUGAUGACUGCUGCAUCCACUGCGGUAGAAGCCCUGAGUAUCCGAUACUGGCUAUAUAAUAGCUGCUGAGCAAAGAGCACAAGCGACACUUGGACCAGCUCUUCUUUUUGUGCAUCGCUCCGAUAGUGCAAUAGUUUCGAUAGUGAUUGUGAGCUUGGCUAUACGUGCAACCCUUGAAACUGCUAUAACGAAGACGACGGAAAAAAGAAAGAGCAGCAUCGAUAACGACUGCUGCUGCUGCUGCUGCUGCUAUACCAUCAGAAAGAGAGAGAGAGAGAGCUGAGCUCUUAAAAAAACAUCUACAUCUCUCCGCAACUAUAUAUAAUACAAAUCCUACUCGGGUCGUCUAUUCUCCUAUAUAAAGUAUAACCUCGUGCGCGUUGUCUGCUCCUGUUUUAUUUGUGUAUUAUUAUUCUUUCGUUUCUGUCUGCCUGCCUAUCUGUAUGUUGGCUGUGUAUAGGCCGAGAACGAGACGUGGAUACAGCUAUACAUAAGUGCAAGCAACCUUACAUCUGUACGUGUACAUAACGCGUACAUAUAAAUAUAGCAUCAGCAACAGCAGAUAUCCAGAGCCAUACACAUACGUACUACAGGCGAUAAAACGUGUAUAGGUGUACAUCAAUCUUAAUUCAUCUAGCGAGUCAAUAACUUGUUACUCGCAUUGACACUCGUUGUCGUUAUAUGAUACUUUCCAUCGUACAUGCAGCGAGCCUAUAUUGCUUGCGCCUACACGUAUGAAUAAGUGCAGAUAAUGGUAUCCUUUACAAUAAUCGUCGCCACUGCUGCUACUCAUUAUUAUCGUAGUUUCGCUUAAUCAAGAAGACGUCAGUUAGUGUGCGUGUGUGCACAUGUGUAUAUGUGCGCUGCGAUUAUCGUCGUUCACAGCAGUUCAGUCUCUGGCCACGCGCGAGUGUGCGUGAUAUAUUGUGAUCAGUGGUAGUAUGUAUACUCGUACAUAUACAUAUACGUGCAGCUCCGUCGACUCAUUUUGUCGUCGUCGUCGUCUCUAAAGUCUCAGUGCGCGUAUUGUGUGUGCCACAAGUCUAAAUUGCCUCCGCAGCAGUGAGCAACGAAAGCGAACGCAGUGCCUCUGGCUCGAGUAGCUGAAAAAUCGACGAGGAAAAAUUUCUCUCCUCGUUGUCGCCAGCAAGGGCAAAAAAAGUGCAAUAGCCAGAGAAAGAGAGAGGGAGAGAGAGAGAGAGAGAAAAAGUGACCGCGCGCGUGUGCAUGUGUGUGCGUCGUGUGGCUCGGUGCAAAAAUUGGCCCACGCGUGUCUUGUGAAUUGUGAAUGUGUAAGUGUGAGUCUGUCGGUGCGUCAGACGGUGCAUCACAGCCGACGCCGCCUACUGCACUCUUGUCCUAUGCAAAACUCCUCGCGAGUGAGAAAAGAUGAUGCUUAGCUCUUACUGCGACAACAACACGAUCGAGCAGCCACAACAGCAACAGCAACAACAACAACAGCGAGGCAUCAGCAGCCAAAGGCGGCAGCAGUACAACUACUACUUCGUUCUCUUACCUCUUUGAAAUCUCUGACGUUGUAUAUCUACAAACGACGACAACGAGAGCGCUACUCUGAACUUCUCAACCGCUGCUGCUGCUGCUGUUGCUGCUGCUGCUGCUGCUGAAGGAAGGAAGGAAGCAAGUCGUAUACAAAGCAGCUAAAAAGGACUCGCAGUGUCUCGAGGCAACGACAGCCAAGCGAGAGACAGAGAAAGAGACAGAGAAAGCGAGAGAAGCGGCUGCUGGCUAGUGAUACACUGGUUCCUCCCCCUCCUAGCUACUGCUAGCAUUGCUGUUGCACGGGAGAGAAGACGAAAAGCUUCUUUCUUACAAGCUAACCAUGGGCUCGCGCGGCAUCCCAUCGGAUAAGAUUAAUCUGCGUCUCAUACUCGUAAGUGGCAAAACAAAAGAGUUCCUAUUCAGCCCGAGCGAUUCUGCGGGUGACAUAGCUUAUCAUGUCUUCGAAAAUUGGCCUGAAGAUUGGUCAGAGGAGGCGGUAGCCAAAGCGGAAAUCUUGCGGCUAAUAUACCAGGGUCGCUUUCUGCACAGCAAUGUUACGCUGGGAGCUCUUGGUCUUCCAUUCGGAAAGACGACGGUGAUGCAUCUGGUGCCACGGGAAAACCUUCCCGAACCCAAUUCUCAAGAUCAGAGACAAAAGAGCAAAGGCGGAGGGAGUAGCUGCUGUUCGGCGUCCUGUUGUAUCCUGUAAAAUGUCUACAUCGCUACACAAAAACACGUACAUACAAGCGUAUAUACACCCACAAAUACACGCAGAAAAUGGCACAUAAAUGUGUUUAUCGAUGGCGAUUGAUUGAUAUUUCCUGCUUAUGGUCUUAUGUUUUAUUUUGAUUCUACUCGCGCAUCGGCCAUUAAUUUUUAUCAGACUCUGAAAGAAAUCGAGAAUCGCUCUGCAAGGAGACACGAGCAAUGCCUGUUCAUACAUCCAUGAGUAAAGUGUACACGGCAUAUUAUAAUUUUCAAUCUAUCAAAAGUAGUAAAAUCAGACUAUGCUGCCGAUAAAAAAACAUAUGCAUCGUCCUAGAGCGAACACGAUGAAGGACAACGACUCAUCAUCUGGUACUGUUUCAGCUACAUUACAUCUACGAAGGUUGAAAUCGUCAUGAUAAAAAGAAAACUUGUAAAUCAAGCUGCAAUGUGGCCAAAAGAAUUGUUUCGUUUGCAAAGAUGCAAAAAGGGAGAGAGUGAGAGCGAAUGAGAUACCGAUAGACGCGAGAGCAAAAUCAGAGCGCACUCUUAAUUUUGAAUAUAAAGCCGAUCGUGUAUAAGUACAGAUUUAUCUGAAACGAAUUAUAGUCAAUUUCCGCUCGUUGUUGAAUUUCCAGAGAAAAUAAAAUAUAAUGUCCGAUAAAUUAUACUGUGUUACGUAUACAUUUAUGGUAUAUGAUUUAAUCAUAUAAAUGUGAGCAUGACGAGGAGGAUGUUAAGAUAAUAAAUAAAUAUUAUAAUGACAAAUAGCUAAAGCAAUGAAAUGGUUGUGUAGAAAAAGGUGCGAAUCAAUUCAUAAUAUAUUUUUAUUAAUAUUAAUUCUACGUUCGAUUCCCUAAUAGGAAAAAAGUUAAAAAUAUUGUCAUUAUAAGUAUUUAUUGAUAAGCGAUGAAUAUAUAGUAUGAAAAAAAGUAACUCAGAUCACAGACGAGAUUUUAUAAAAAAAAAUACGAGUAUAAAAAAAGGAUCAAGAGAACAAAUGCGGUUUAUUGACUUUCAUACAUUACCUAAGCCAGAGACAAAAAUUGCAUAUAAUUACAAGGAGAAAGAGUCAUCACUUUCGAUAAAGAUCGGGGGAAAAAGCUUUUACUUCUAUGCAUACGAUAUAUAAUUUUCUACUUUAGACACAAGCCUGUAGUUUACACAUGCACAUACAUUCAUAUACAUACACACGCGCGCACGCGUUAAUGAGUAAAUAAAAAUUUUCUUAUUCGUGUCGUCACUAAAAAAAUUUUCCUUUAAGAUAAUAUAUAUACUGACUUUUCGAUCUUUUGAAGAGUUUUCAAUGUAUAUUUAUAAUCAUGAACGCGAAAAAACUCGAAGGAUACGUCUUUACGUAUGUAUAAGUGUUUAUGUAACCAUAUGGAUAUUAUUCCUUCUUUCAUUACUUCUUUUUCAGCCUUUCACUUUUUUACAAAUUGAAGCGUCGUGACGUGAUAACCACGAAGCUAAAACGUAAAUCGGCCAAAAAAUACAUCACUUUGCUUACAAAAAUCAAUUCGUUGAUAUUAAUUAGUUAAUUGCUUAAAUUAUUAAGGUGUGCAAACCAUGUCACCUCUACUCUCUCCCUUUUCUUCGUUAAGAUGAAAAUUGCGAUUAUGUUUCACUCAUCAUGACAUGUUAUUUAAUAACAUUAGUACCAUCGUUUUUCGCCAUUUUUUAUGUACAAAUACUAGAAUAAGAAAAAAUAAAACCGCAUGAUUUCUUUAUUUGCAGUAAAAAACUUAUUGUAUAAUUGCUAUCGAGAAAGAAAAGUAAACAGAGUCGUAUUAUGCGUAAUUUUUUCUGUAAACAAGAAGCUUGAUAAAAACUCGAUGUAUCCUACAUAACGAAAAUCGAUAUACGUGGUAUAUGUGACUAUAAAUAAAAAUCAAGCGCGACAAUUAAUUAGUUGCAAACGUCAUUCAAAAUUGAUGCAAGUACAUGCUUAUAAAUUAUGUUACAACUUGCUGUAACGAAUGCAUAUUGGUAUAAACGUGUUCCAACAAUUGCACUAUGCAAUACCCUAAAGUUUUUUUAAUUCAUAUGCCGUACCUAAAAGAAUAUCUAAUAUGUCGUUUAAAAGACGUGAAAGCCAAAAAAUUGAAAUGGCCUAUGUGGAUGUGAACCGACGCUUUUUGUUCUAACUCGAACUAUUAAAAAUGAGCAACAGUAUCGCGAAAAUGUGACUUCUUUGUUUUUCAUGUACUUUACCUUUUCGAAGGAUACAAAACUGGUAUCAAUAAAAUAAGUGUAUAAAUACAUAAAAUUUGGGGCAGUAAAACAAUCAUUCGUUGACAUUUUGGUGUAUAAUGUACGUUGUACGAAGUGUAAGAAUAGAAAGUGUAUCGAUGGGAAAAAAUACAAUAGUUAAACAAGAGCAAAAUGUGAUGAUAUUUGCGAUGUUAAAUGAAAAUUUUAAAAAGACGAUGAGAAUGAAAUGAUUUAUAAUUGAUAUGUUUGAUGAUGGUGUGCAAUCGAAUAUCCAUGUACCGUUUUUAUUUCUGUGGAUGAAUGAAAUGUGCUUGAACAAGUAAACAAAAAAUUGAUGUUACAGACAGGAGGUGUUUCAAAAAAUCGAUCUGAAUCAUUGCGAGCCAAAUUUACUAUGCUACCGCUGAAGGUACUGAUAUCAAAAGAUAAUAAAAAAGCACCUCCGACUGACACACACAUACAUAAUUAUUAUAUUAUAAAGUAUGAUACAACCCUGGGAAAAAUGUCUCCGUGAAUUAAAAGAAAUUAAGUAGUAAAGGCAGUGACGACGACGAUGGCACGCGUAAAUAAUGGACGUGAAGCAAAACAAAAUUUUCACAUCAACUGCAAAGCCAUUGUUUAUUCCCUCCUAAAUAACUAGCUGAUAGAAGAGCUAGAGUUAAAAAAAAAUUAAAUGUGUAAAAGUUAAAAAUUUUCUUCUUAAAAAUACGUGCUAUACUUAUACAAAUAAAUACGAUAUCUAAUUAUUAUUGAUAAUAUACCAAAUUCAUCACCGAGCAAUUUUUCACCAGGGCUGCUUUUUAUCGCAAGGAGAAAAAAAGGUUGAUAAUGCGUGAGAAAUAAGAAAAUAUUAUCAUUAUUAAGUUUAACAUGAAAAUAAAAGAUAUUGUAAUGAAAAACGAUGUCGAAGGCUAAAUAUUAGGCAUGAGUUGACUUUUUUGGGCAAGAAAAAACUCAACACCUAUACACCAUACAUUAUUAUAUAUAAAUAUAUAUAUAUUUUAUUGCUAGUAAAAUUAUCACAUAAGUACGGCAAUGUAACAUUCAUCUGUACAUAGAAACAAUAACAAUUAAUUAUGAAUUAAACUUUCAAACUGACUAAUAAGUGUUUUAGGGGUCAGAAAUUGAGAAAAAAAAGUUGAAAUUAAAUUUUACCGCGUAUGGAAUGGAUUGUCAUUGAUUAACAAUGGUGAACUUUCCAGAGUACGUUUGUUAUUAUUUUCACAAUAUGAUUGUUAUUGCGAUUGUGAAAACCAAUUUAUUAUUAUUAUGAAUGAGAAAAAGAAAUAAUAACUAGACAAAAUGCGGAUUUUUAGGAGAGUCAAAAUGAUUCAAUGAAUAAAAGCAUAGAGUUACAAAAUAACUAAGUAAUUUUGAGGUCACAAAAGUAAAUGUAAACGAGCGAAAGAUUCAGCGGCACUCGUCUCGUCGAGGACGGAUACGAUAAUUUGAAAAUACAUAUGCAAUAAAUGAUGUAUUUUGAAAGGUAAAAAAAAAAUAUAAAACAACAAAAUAACGUAACGUUUUCACAUUUAGAUCAAUUGUACAACGCAUAAAAGUACAUUAUAGUAUCUUCAUAAUCGAUUUUUGCUUUUUUAAUGUCUGUCCAAAAUUUUUUAUUGCUUACAACUCAAUGAUCGUUUUAUUGUAUCCUUCAUACUUUCUAUGCAUAGAUCUUCUUGUAUUCGCACAAGGUUCAAUUUUUAACUUCUGUCGCGAAUAAGAUCAAUCAUAAAUAAGAACGAAAAUAAAUUAGUUGACUAUUUACGUAGAUGCGUACUAAUUAUGAUUAUUGUAAAAGAGUAUGAGGGAAGAAAAAAUAGCAUCAUCUUAUGCUCGUGUCCAUUCUAUCGACGAGAUGCUGAGUCGAUUUUUUGCAGAUUUAUUAUACCUAUAUUAGGCUUACGUUACAUACCUCAUUUGUAAAUAUUAGAACGUAUUUUUGUCGUCUAUGUAAAAUCAAGAAGAAUUUUAACUAAUGGCUUAGUUCUUAGCAUAACGAAAAAUAAAGUUGAGAACAUAAUGGGAAAAAAUAA
Trichogramma pretiosum is the source of this 7120-nucleotide messenger RNA. RefSeq names its product ubiquitin-like protein 3 (gene UBL3). Gene Ontology annotation, molecular function: protein binding. The transcript is spliced from 4 exons. The record is from RefSeq and is a predicted model, not a curated record. Lineage: Eukaryota; Metazoa; Arthropoda; Insecta; Hymenoptera; Trichogrammatidae. The coding region runs from base 2506 to 2874 and encodes 122 amino acids.